AUGACGUCGUAUGAUGCGGUCACGGAAGAGGCGCUGCGACGGGCGGUGCGGGACGCGUUCGGGGGCGAGCGAGGGGUUCGCGUAGGACGACGCGUCUCGCGGCGGUUCGACGCGCUGCGCGAAGCGCUGAAAAGAUCGAGCGGCGGACGCGUGGUGAACGCGUUGGAGACGAGCGCGGGUGAAUUAGAUGCGAAACAACUCGAUGGACGAUCAGCUUCGGAGGUAGGCGCAACGAGAGGGCUGGAGGGCGGCGCGCUCGCUUCGUGGGACGACGACAUCGAGUGGGGCGCGCGGUUAAGCAAGCGAAAGCUGCGUAGAGUGGAAUCGCCCGUCGACGUCGAGCGAGCGGGAGAAAAAUCGUCGGUGGAGGUGAAAUAUGACGAACUCGAUGCCGCUGUGUACGCAGUGAUGCGAAGUCCGAUGACGAUGGGGGCAUUGAAGAGGAUUUUGUACGAGACGCGCGAUCGCUUGGGCACGAGUUUCAAGCCGAGGAGCGUUUUAGAUUUUGGGUCGGGGCCGGUCCCGACGACUCUGUUCGCCGUGCGCGCGGUUUUCGGAGAUGAUGUUGGCACGCAUGGCGGGCGUGAUACCGAUGUUAAGGUGGCGUUCGUCGAUAGCAACCCAGGGAUGAUGCGUUUUGCGAGACGCGUGACUGGAUACGCGAAGAAUAUAGAGCAAGAACGUCGAACGACCGCGGCGCUUGAACGCGCGUCGACGACGUCAGAGGACAAAAUAGGUGUUAGUGAAGAGCUCAGCGACGUUUUAGACGACGUCGACGCGUCUGUGACGCGAGUAUUGGACUUUAGCGAUUUCGAAGCGGUGGAGGAUGAGCGCCACGGGUUUCGGCCCGCGAGCGCGUUGAGAUUGAAAACGCCUCACCCUUGGCACGAAAGUGAAGGCAUCCGCACGAGCGCGAGUCUUCGUGGCGCCAAUCGACGAGGUGGAUUUGACGUCGUUGUUUCGUCGUACGCGCUGGGCGAAAUUCCCGAUAAUCACGUCGUCAACGCGCGCGGACGCGAAGUGCGAAAUCAACGACAGCUCGACGUAACGAUUCGUCAGUUAUGGGAUAAAGUCGCUCCGGGUGGCAUCUUAGUCUUGGCCGAACCUGGAACACCGCGAGGGAGCUUACUCAUUCGUCGCGCGAGAGCGAUGCUUCUCGACGUUGCUCGACGCGAUAUGGAACAGGACGCGCGAAGACUCGACUUUGAACCGAGCGAAGACGCCGUGGAGGCGUACGUCGUGGCGCCUUGCCAGCACGACAAAGCGUGUCCGCUCAAGGAUGUCAACGCUGAGGAUGGCUUUUCGACGUGGUGCCACUUUCCUCAGCGAACGCUGCGAAGCGCGUACGUGCGAGAAAUGAAACAUGGCGCCAGACCAUACCAGGAUGAAAAGUUUUCAUACGUCGUACUGCGCAAGAUGCGUCGAAGCGCGGCGCGCAGAGACGCCGAGCGCGCGACGCAAGCCGCUCGCGACGCGCUCGCGGCGCAAAAAUCCGCGACUCCGAACGACGAAAGAAACGGAGACGAAGAAGACGAAGAAGACGAAGACGAAGAAUAUCACGAAAGUCUCGCGCGCGAGUCUUUCGAGGAUUGGUCGCGCGUCAUUCGUCAGCCCAUGAAGCGUAAAGGCCACGUCGUCUUUGAGCUCUGCGCCCCCUCUGGCGAACUCGAGCGCGUCACCGUCGCCAGAUCUCACGGCGAUCUCAUCGGCCGUGACGGCUACAAGUACGCCCGCAAGCUUCGUUGGGGUGAUUUAUGGCCCUUCACGCACAAAACCGUCGUCAAACCCGGCGAUCAGCGCGCGUUCGAGCUCGAGGCUUCGCGUUUCGAGAGCGACUUUCUUCGGUCUCUCCGUCGCGACCGCGCCGCGCGUCUCGUCGCGUCUCCCGCGCCUCUCGACCCGAUCGCGCGCGACGAGAUCGAGAUCGAGCUCGACGACGACGAGCUCGACGACGAGCUCGUCGAUCUUUGGAAUAGCCGCGCCGGCGCGCGCUAGACGCGCCGGUC
Messenger RNA from Ostreococcus lucimarinus CCE9901, 2006 nucleotides. RefSeq lists its product with no specific name. The record is from RefSeq and is a predicted model, not a curated record. Gene Ontology annotation, molecular function: structural constituent of ribosome; methyltransferase activity. Bases 1 to 1995 code for a protein of 664 amino acids. Gene Ontology annotation, cellular component: mitochondrial small ribosomal subunit. Gene Ontology annotation, biological process: translation. Lineage: Eukaryota; Viridiplantae; Chlorophyta; Mamiellophyceae; Mamiellales; Bathycoccaceae. The transcript has a single exon.